GUGAAUCACGUCAGUCUUCUAAUGAACAGCUAGUUAUAAAGGUGCAAUACGUAUAGUGAUAAAACGUUUAAGUUUCAACAUCGACAAUGAAAUUUGUGAUAUAUUGUGUGCUUCUUUCCGCCAUCAUGGCGAGUGUAUAUUCAACAUGUAACCUGGGAUGGGGAAAACGGCAACAACAUGAUAGCCAGCUGCAUGUGCUGCACGCCAAAAAAGGACCGGCAUCGGAACCAGUCAAUAUGACGCUGAUUUUCUCAUAUGAAGUUAGUCCGGUGGGGUACGAAGAGGUAACAUACGUUCAACUGUAUGGAUCGGAAGCGGAUUGCAUUUUUGAUAUUGAUCCUAAUAUAGAUGUUAAAAAAGGUUUCUCAAUUCGUUUGUCCAGCAAUAAACCUGUAACUGAUCUUUCGGGGAAUGCUACUGUCUAUGGUUUUCCUUAGAAAAAUGUUGUUUUGUGUCGCGAGCCUUAACUAGUUAGUUUUCCAGAAACUUUUGUAUUUAAUAUUUAUUACACAUGAAUACUAUGUUACAAUUCA
Malaya genurostris is the source of this 533-nucleotide messenger RNA. RefSeq lists its product as uncharacterized. The transcript is spliced from 3 exons. The coding region runs from base 87 to 437 and encodes 116 amino acids. NCBI's taxonomy places the organism in Eukaryota, Metazoa, Arthropoda, Insecta, Diptera, Culicidae. The record is from RefSeq and is a predicted model, not a curated record.